GUGUGCUCCUGUGGAAACUAAACUAAGGACAGUGGCUGAAGCGCCGUCACAGCUCGCCAUUUCCCUUGAAGCAUCUUUUCUUUAUUAUUUCAUAUUUUCGGCGUGGAGACAGAUCCUUUGAUUGAACAGUCAUGGGGAAAGAUGAGUGCAAAACAAUGCUGGACGCUUUGAACAAAGUGACCGCUUGCUACAGGCAUUUGGUCAUCGCCCUGGGAAGCACCUCGGACUCGCAGAACCUGCGAGAGGAGCUGAAGAGGACCCGCAAAAAGGCCCAGGAGCUGGCCGUGGCCAACAGGACUAAAUUGACCUCUCUGCUCAAAGACAAGACCAUCAGCAAAGAUGACCGGGCCGAGUACGAGCGCCUAUGGGUGCUGUUCUCAAGCAGCAUGGAGCUCCUGGAGGUGGACAUGAAAAGGUCCCUGGAGAUAGGGCAGGAUUUCCCCCUCAAGGUGCCGACGAGACACCUCAUCCAGACGGGGAUGACCGGCAGCACCACCACCGUGGCGGCCCGGGCCAUGAGCGUGCAGAACAUGAAGUACGAGGCGGACAGCAACAUCGACACCGCCGACCUCAGGGACCUGCAGUCCGAGAUCUCCCAGAUGAGCCAGAUGAUGGAGGAGAUGGAGAUGAAGGUGCAGGUGGCGCCGUGGGCAGUGGAGGCGAAGCAGGAGGCAGGCGCGGAGCUCAAGUCCAACAUGAGUGUAGGAAAUUCCUCUGUGGGUGUCAUCUCCAUCUGCGAAGAGGAGCCCAAAGAAGAAGACGGAGGAGGAGGCAACAGGGAUACCGGCUUUGCAUCCAUCUGCGCCGUGCUUGUAUUCUUUGUCAUCGUGACGGUCGCUGCGGUUCUGGGGUAUUUGGUCAUCAAUAUGUCCUGAACUUUCCUGACCAACAGAUCGUCCUGAUGGGCACCCUGCACGGCUGCCCACGGGCGCGCAACCGUGGUUUAAGAGCCAGCGGCUCCACAAGAGAGAGAAAGAGCAAUUUUUUGUGGGAUUUGAGGGGCUGAAACAUUUGCGGACACACAAGUUAUUAAUCUCUCUCGGAUUUGUGAAUGUAUUCGGUGGAGUUGAUGAGUUCCACUAGA
Messenger RNA from Micropterus dolomieu (smallmouth bass), 1084 nucleotides. RefSeq names its product regulator of G-protein signaling 9-binding protein. Gene Ontology annotation, biological process: G protein-coupled receptor signaling pathway; detection of light stimulus involved in visual perception. Lineage: Eukaryota; Metazoa; Chordata; Actinopteri; Centrarchiformes; Centrarchidae. Gene Ontology annotation, cellular component: neuron projection; photoreceptor outer segment. The record is from RefSeq and is a predicted model, not a curated record. The transcript has a single exon. Bases 132 to 875 code for a protein of 247 amino acids.